AUGAAUCCAAUCUCGCCACACGUCUCUCCCAAGGUUCAGCUGGUUCCCUAUGCCCGCACCGCCAGCUUCGACAUCUCACUGUCAGAUGCGGAGCGAGAACUCUUGGACAAGGCCUCGACCAACUUCGAUGCUCUCGACCUGUCGUCCAAGGACUUUGACUUUGAAGACAUCUUCACCUAUGACAAACCUCAAAAGAAACUCAACAGGGUCGUCGAGGUGUCGAGGCCAACUCGAGACUACCGUGACUGGUCUUCGUUCUCUUUCUCCCACUAUUCGGCUGCUGUCAAUACAAGACAGAAGGUCAACAAAGCCAAGUCAGGCAUCGGGGAGUUGUACUUGAAGAACAAGUCGGAUGCACAACAAAAGUCGUAA
Molecule: messenger RNA, 372 nt
Organism: Fonsecaea nubica
Lineage: Eukaryota; Fungi; Ascomycota; Eurotiomycetes; Chaetothyriales; Herpotrichiellaceae
Exons: 1
Coding region: 1-372 (123 amino acids)
Source: RefSeq, a predicted model, not a curated record